AAUAUUUCCGUAUCUGAAUUAUUCAGGCAGAGACAAAUGUUUCAAAAAGACUGCACGGAAGUAAAAUGUAUAUUCGUACCAACUUGUUUGCACCUUUAAUUGGUACGCUCAGAAUUAAUAUCGUCUUUCUGCGCCAACCAGCCCCUGGUCUGAUUACUUACUCUUUCACUCAGCUAAAUGACUUCCCUAAAUUCUGUCAAUCAGUUCUGGAAAAAACUGAAAUUUCGAUUUCCUGACAAAACCAUUUAAUCCAGCACCUUUUUUGAUGCCAGAUUCGCCAGUUUGUGAUUGCCAGUUUUGAAAUACCAUUUUAUGAAUUUCCGAAUAUUUUAUCUAUAAGUUCAACGCAAGAAUAUUGUUAAAAAAGGUUCACCAAAUAUCCGUGUAAAUUGUUCAAUUUAUAUCUUCUAGAGUUGAUCUCGCCCAUCGCAUCUUAAUGGUUCGCCCUUUACUUGUUAACUCUUCCAUGGUUGUUCACGUGCAUUUUGGAUUUGUGUGUUUGCGACUGAAUUGAGUUUUGAUGAAUUACAAAGUGUUCAAUGUCAGCAGACAAUUGUCAAUUUUGCAUGAAACUUUAACCCGCUUCAGCCAGAGGAUGAAGUCCAAGUGUGUUGUUCUCGUUAAGUCCCUUAUCCACCCCUCCGUGAACAAGUUUUCCAUGCGAAUAUUCGGUAGUGAGAAGGCAGUCGUUAAAGAGAGGGAGAGAUGUGAACAGUGCUCUUUUCUCAUCAUCCAUCCCUUCAGCAUGUUCCGCAUCACGUGGGACUUCCUGAUGCUUUGUGUGCUGGUGGUGAACCUGGUGCUGCUGCCUAUUGCCAUUACAUUUGUAGACACAGGGGACAAUGGUCGAUCAUAUUCACCCCCUCCGUCUUCGUCUUCCACUGGGCUAGAGGGAGGGGAAAACAGGGCUGGAUUUGAGGGCGGAGGAGGUGGAGAGGGAGAGGGUGUGGGUGUGCAGUGGGCUGUGUUGUCCAGUCUGACAGACUCUGUGUUCAUAGCCGACCUACUGCUCAACUUCAGAACUGCCUACUUCCCUUCCAAGUCCUCAAAGAGUGCAUUCUGCAUUCUCGACUCAAAACUGAUCGCCAAGAACUAUCUAAAGACGUGGUUUGUUAUGGACUUCAGCAGUUCAGUUCCUUUCGACCACAUCAUCACGUGGGCCAACUGGGUGCUAGAGGACACUGACCCCUCCGGUUCGAACGGCACUUCAUCUGGAGACUCCAGUGGAGGAGCAGGGGGCAAUGCGGCUGUGGCCAAGGGGCUGAAGGGACUGAGGAUGCUCAAGCUAGCCAAGUUUCUCACUCUGCUCAAGUUGCUGCGAAUUACUCGACUCUUGAAAUAUGCUUCACAGUGGGAAGAGGUGUUCAACCUGGCAAGUGUGGCGAUGCGUGUGGUGAAUGUGGUCGGCACUAUGCUCCUGUUCGCCCACAUCAACGGCUGCAUCAUGUUCCUCAUCCCUCGCCUCUCCGACUUCCCACCCGGCAACUGGAUCGACAACGACGGAAUCAGGAAUGCUUCGUGGCGGGAGCAGUACAGCUGGUCUCUAUUCCGAGCGAUGUCCCACAUGUUGGGCAUGGGGUACGGCAAGCACCCUCCUGGCAACAUGCAGGACCUCUGGCUCCUCAUGCUAUCCAUGCUUAGUGGGGCCACCUGCUACGCCCUGUUCAUAGGCCAGGCCACCAACAUCAUCCAACAGCUCAACUACUCCAGGAGACUAUUCACCGAAAAGAUGAAGCAGGUUGAGCAGUACAUGUACCACCGGAAGAUCCCCCCUGAGCUGCAAGUGCGCAUCCACCAGUACUACGAGUACAAGUUCAAGGGCAAGAUGUUCAACGAGCACGACGUCCUCACAGAACUCAACGACUGCCUCCGAAAUGAAGUGCUAAACUACAACUGUCGUGAGUUAGUGGGGGUGGUGCCGUUCUUCAAGGACGCCGACCCCGCCUUCGUCUCUGCAGUGGUGUCCAAACUACAGUUCGAAGUGUACCAGCCAGGAGACACAGUCAUACAGGAGGGAACACUAGGCUAUAAGAUGUACUUCAUCCAAACAGGUUCAGUAGAUGUGGUCAUAUCGGACGGGACUUGUGUUGCCCAAUUAGCCGAGGGAUCCUACUUUGGUGAGAUCUGUCUGCUGGCUAAACUGAGACGCACAGCCACUAUCAAGGCAGAGACAUUCUGCAACAUGUACAGUCUGGACCAGGCUGACUUCAGCCAGGUCCUCAGCGAGUUCCCCCAGAUGAGGGCCAGAAUGGAGGCGGUGGCCAGAGAGAGACUGGCUAAGCUGGGCAAGGAGACGGUCGAUUUCGCCCACAAAUCAGACAUCAUCGAAAUGAACUACAGGAUGAUGUUAUCAAUGAAGGAAAAGUUGGACCAAUUAAUCGAGCAUCAUGGCAUAGAGACAGUGCAAACUUCAGGUGCUAACAUUACAAAUUCCCCGAAUAACCAGCCAACCUUAAGCCCCCAAAUUCAAACUCAAACUGAGACCAAACUGUUAACGCCGAGCCAAACCUGCAUAACUGAAGAAACAGAAGAAAUCAGUGAACCCACAGGAAAAGAAAACACCAUAAGCCAAACGGAGUCGGAAGCAGACAUCGACACAAAUGUCCAUAAAUCAGAUUUGACAAGCAAUGGUGACUUGGGGAAUUUCGACUCCGACAAAGGAAACAACCGCUUGCCAAGCAAAAGAAAUCCACCGGCCUCGAGUUCUGACUCGCUGGACGAUUUAAGUUUAUAUUGCGAUCUGGAGUUGGAAUCUAACAAGAGCAAGGUGGUGCACUGUGCCAGCUGUAGUUGCCACAGCCGCAAGCAAUCCCCCAAACUGAGCUUCCACUAUCUGGACAAAGACACUGCAUCCACUUGCAUCAAUUUGUCCUCCAAUGGGCUGAAGAGUCAUGACAACGAAACUGCAGUUUGAUAAAAAAAAUUGUUGAGUUAAAUUCAAAAUAUUUUUAUG
Molecule: messenger RNA, 2953 nt
Organism: Symsagittifera roscoffensis
Lineage: Eukaryota; Metazoa; Xenacoelomorpha; Acoela; Convolutidae
Product: potassium/sodium hyperpolarization-activated cyclic nucleotide-gated channel 1-like
Exons: 9
Coding region: 521-2914 (797 amino acids)
Biological process (GO): potassium ion transmembrane transport; regulation of membrane depolarization; sodium ion transmembrane transport
Cellular component (GO): HCN channel complex; membrane
Molecular function (GO): voltage-gated potassium channel activity
Source: RefSeq, a predicted model, not a curated record